GAGGGUGGCGGCGGUGGCGGUCGUUCUGUGACAAACGCUGGUGGGGGUGGAGGAGGAGGAGGUGGAGGUCGACGGGCACCGAGUUUACGGCUGGUGAACGGAAGAGCGACUACAGGGAUCAGUUUGCACACCAGCAGCACAGAAUCCGUUCGUUCACCCCAUUACCACCUCGGCCAGCAACAAGGCGGCAACAACAAUAACAAUAACAACAACAACAGCAACCAUAAUAAUAAUAAUAACAACAAUAAUAACUGCCACGCCGGUAAUAACCCCGCCACGAACAAUUAUCCACGGCUUAACAAAGAUGACAGCAUCAAGAUCAGCAUCGAGAACACGAACACUUGCACGGACAGCCUCGUCACUGCUCUAGACGACGAGACAUUGCUCAUCACCGAUUUCGUGGCCGACCAAGGCAACGAGAUGAAUUACAAGGGCAGCGGGAAGGUCCACUUCGGAGUGGACGAUGUGUCCCUCUACGGGACGCCGAAGGAGGAGCCGGGCCCGGGACUUCCGGGCCAGGAGGUGAAGCAGAGCUUCUUGAAGAAUCAGCUUCAGGCCCUGUUCCAGCCUACGGACAACAAGUUGGCCAUGAAGCUAUUCGGUAGCAAGAAGGCUCUGAUGAAGGAACGGAUCAGACAGAAGGCUGCAGGUCACUGGGUCAUCCAUCCUUGCUCCAGUUUUCGAUUCUACUGGGACCUCUGCAUGCUCCUCCUGCUGGUAGCUAAUCUGAUAAUUCUGCCAGUCGCCAUUAGUUUUUUCAAUGACGACCUAAGCACUAGGUGGAUAGCCUUCAACUGCCUUUCCGACACGAUAUUCCUCAUAGACAUUGUCGUCAACUUCAGGACAGGUAUAAUGCAGCAGGAUAACGCCGAGCAAGUGAUCCUGGACCCGAAGUUAAUCGCGAAAAACUACCUCAGGACAUGGUUCUUUCUCGACCUCAUUUCCUCCAUACCACUAGACUACAUUUUCCUCAUAUUUAAUCAAUUUCAGGACUUUAGCGAGUCCUUCCAGAUCCUGCAUGCUGGCCGUGCUCUAAGGAUCCUCAGGCUUGCGAAACUGUUGUCGCUCGUUAGGUUACUACGGUUGUCAAGACUGGUGCGGUAUGUCUCGCAAUGGGAAGAGGUCUAUAUAUUGCAGAACCUACAAAAAAUACGCGCUGAGCGGAGGGGGCGCCUAUGUUCUGACAAUAUGAGUAAAAAGAAGUACGGUUUCAGCAAAAGCGACCUUAUUUUUAAGUUCCUGAAUAUGGCGUCGGUGUUCAUGCGGAUUUUUAACCUGAUCUGCAUGAUGCUCCUAAUCGGUCACUGGAGUGGUUGCCUGCAAUUCCUGGUCCCUAUGCUCCAAGGAUUUCCUAGUAACUCCUGGGUCGCCAUCAAUGAAUUACAAGACGCACACUGGUUGGAACAAUACUCAUGGUCCCUUUUCAAAGCCAUGUCGCACAUGCUCUGCAUCGGAUAUGGAAGGUUUCCACCGCAGUCCUUGACCGACAUGUGGCUCACUAUGUUAAGCAUGAUCAGCGGUGCUACCUGUUAUGCACUUUUCCUUGGACACGCCACGAAUCUCAUUCAAUCUCUCGAUUCCUCAAGAAGACAAUACCGCGAGAAGGUGAAACAAGUGGAGGAAUACAUGGCCUACCGGAAGUUACCGCGAGAAAUGAGACAGAGGAUCACGGAGUACUUCGAGCACCGUUAUCAGGGUAAAUUCUUCGACGAAGAAUUGAUUCUUGGAGAGCUCUCGGAGAAACUAAGAGAGGACGUGAUCAACUACAACUGCAGAUCGUUAGUCGCCUCGGUACCCUUCUUCGCCAAUGCUGAUUCGAACUUUGUCUCUGACGUUGUUACUAAACUGAGAUACGAAGUCUUCCAGCCAGGUGACAUCAUCAUCAAGGAAGGCACGAUCGGUUCGAAAAUGUACUUUAUACAAGAAGGCAUCGUCGAUAUCGUGAUGGCGAACGGCGAGGUCGCGACCUCUCUAUCAGAUGGCUCUUAUUUCGGCGAGAUUUGCCUGUUGACGAACGCCAGGAGGGUGGCAUCCGUUCGCGCCGAGACCUACUGCAAUCUCUUCAGCCUCUCGGUGGAUCACUUCAACGCCGUGUUGGACCAGUAUCCGCUAAUGCGCAGAACGAUGGAAAGCGUUGCCGCCGAGAGGUAUAAGCUUUGGUUGAAUAAAAUCGGGAAGAAUCCGAACCUGGUGGCGCAUCGCGAAGAGGAUCUCGGCAGCGAGUCGAAAACGAUAAAUGCCGUGGUGAAUGCGCUCGCUGAGCAAGCUGCGCAUGCUAGUGCUAGCGUGGAAUCGGUGCACAGCAUGGAACUGAGGAGCCUACCAGCUUGCCUGCUACCCAGACCAAAGUCUGAGAACAAUUUCGCGAGCCAGGAGUUGUCGAGAGAAGGACGAAGGAUCUUCCACAAAAGCGACACUUUCCACAAGGACUCGUAUCAAUGACGACACUCGUUAUACUAGCAUACAGAGAGAUACUAACGGCUCCAACGGACGGCAGUACGCGAACCUGUCGACCUAGGAUCACCAACGGCGGCCGUUUUAAGCCUAGAUCCUGGACGCUAUACUAGAAGCAGUUUAUACAUAGAUAUACGCCAUGCCAGUAGUCUUCUAGCGAUCGGUUUAUUAGCGCCUUCUUAUAUUAACCCGACGGCACUUGUUCUGUCCAGGAUCUAUGCGUAAAAUCGCGCGGACCAAGAAGAGAUCCAAAGUUCUCCAACGGUGGCACAGGCUGGGAACUCGAUUAAUUAAUUUCCGUUUCUUUCGAGACGCUUAUUUUCUCAACACGUCGACAGCAAUAAACGAAACGAAAGCAGAAUGAAACGAGGACGAAGGACUCAGGAUCGUGUGUUCCAGGUCUGUGUUUGAUCGCUGAUCGAACCAGUUUGCUAUAAAUAGACUAAACUGUGAGAUGGAUUCGAAGAGGACGAUGAAGAAAGGCUGUGUCAUCGAUUGGAGAACAGGGAGCCGUUUCCUGCCCGCGAGGAUCUUCAUCUUUUUACGAAGCGUUCGACAGAAGCUGAACGCGAGAGAGGAUGAAGACCUCAACGACGACGAAGAGCAGGCCUAGAAAUUUAUAGAGCAUACGUAGCCAAUCGUGGACUAGGUAGAAGUCCUAAACGACAGUGUUAUUUAAAAAAGCGAUGCGUAAUUCUCUGUGAUUUUGCAAAGCCGUUUCGCACUUUUAGGGAGACGAUAAUGAAAAUUAAGGGGAUAGGGAAGGGGGCAAUGUUACGAUCCGUACAAGCGACUAGGGUUCUGUUUUUCUUUUUCUAAGGACAACUAACGUUAUAGAAGAGAAACAUACUCGAGAGAUACUCCGGUUAUAAGUUUGUUAACGUGUUUUAACUUUAGCUUCGAGUGAACAAACGAGACCAGGAAGAGGAAGGAUAAAAGUCGAAGAAACGUGGAAUAAUUUGAAAGCUGGAAACGAAAGAAGAUGAAGAUGAAGAAAUAUAUAAAUAUAAUUUCGAGCUCGACAAAAAUUUCAUAAUCGGAAUUUAGGAAGACCGUCCUGAAAUUAAAAAAAAAAAGAAGGAAGAAGAUUCAACGUUGAAAGAGAAGACAAAAUUUUCCGGGGAGAGGGUACAGAAACGAGGGGGUUGGUUUAGGUCAUUCUACAAAUGGAAAAUUAAUAAUUAUAAAAAAGAAGUCUAAUCGAACCGCCCAAAGACCGUGUUAACUUGUUGAGUGAUCUUUGGGCUGUCGUAAUUAAGAAGCAGAAAAAGGAAUGAAGAAUAAAAAUUAAUUAAACACGUCAAUGAAGAGAGAGAUAUUAAGUGAAACCGCGAAGAGCUGUAUCUUUUUAUUCAGGCUAAUAGACGCGAUGUACUAUAAUGAAAGAAGAAGAGAAAUAAACUGAAGAAGAGUAAAGAAGAAGCUAUAAAUAUUAUGUAAUAAAUUAUUAUUAUUGUUACCAAUUAUCAUUGCAAUGAUUACUACAUCCACUACCGCAUAAAAGCUAGGCAGAUUAAAGGAAGUAAGACGUAAAUGAGAAGAGACAACACAUAUUAUAUAUACGUAUAUAUACAUAUAAAAAGUAUGCAUAGUGGUCAAUACCGUGUUGCAAGAUAUUAUUAAAUAAUAACGUUUUAACUGUAUGCGAGGAAGGGUUAUAAACACCGACAAAAUAACACCGAUACUUACGGACAUUCUUACCCGACUUUACCUGAUGAAAAUGCUGAUUUUAAAUCAAUUCCAAUCCGAGGUAUAUAUUUUCACCUGUAGAUAGAUUAAUGAUAAUCCAGGUUGAACGACUUUACAUUUGUUCCACUUACUGUAUUAUUUCUCUGUAGCUGUUGAUACGUUUUAAUAGUGUUAUCCUUUGAAAGUUUAACGCGACUGUUGAAUUUAUCUGAUAUUAUUAUAUUAAUACUGAGAGGAGAGAUACUCGGUUCUGAGGAAAGACUUUCUGGAUCAAGGGCUUUUGAAUUUACAUUUUUACAAUUCUCCAAUAUAAAUAUUACACUUAUAUUCUACUUCAAUUAUCAAAGUGUCAAGCAUUUCCUUCAAAAUUCUAGGAAUAGAUUAUUCUGUAACAUUGUUAUAUCUGAAAUUCCAUUGCUCACGAUCAGUUUUAAUGGUAGAACACUUACAAUAAUAUAGCAAUAAAUAAAUUAAGUUUCUUUUAAACUUGGGGUGAAUAAUUUGAAAAGGAAACUGUUGAGUCUUCGUCACUCGAUAUUACAAUAAAAAUACCAUAAUAGUAAUUAUGUUACCAUCUUUAAAUACCCUGAACAAAUUAUAAAGAAUUCUAAGCAAUAAAUAAAUAAAUAAAAUUCGAAAGCCCAUGUUACAGACGCUACUCGAUCGAGCCUAGAUCGUAAUCUGUUAACGAUAAUACUCUUCUUUAAUCAAUUAAAUUUUAUAGGAGUCUAAUUUAUGAUACCAACAAAGUUGCUCGUUACUUUGACACGUUUAUGUUAAAUACUUCGACGUACACGCGUACACACACACAAUUCACUGACGACACACACACACACACACAUACACACACAGAGAAGAACACAGUGCAGGUGAAAGAAACGUGCCAUUCGUUUCCUAGUUGAACGUUGUAACACAUUUCGUGCAUAUGUGAUUAUAUGCAUACAUGUACAUAUAUACAUAUAUAAAUAAUUAAGAAGAAUCUAGGAAUAUUAUACAUGCGUUUCAUACAUAUACAUGUACACCUGUGUACCCAUAUGCAGGUGUAAACAUAUACACCUACACACGUGCGAGGAAAACAGAAGUACCUAUUUUUCAUGUAAGAGAGAGAUAGUUUUCUGUCAUUAUUUUACAACCCCUCACGUCAUCCUGAAUAUAUUAUAUAUAUAUAUAUAAAUAUACAUAUACGAUAAUACUAAUUAUAAUAAUGAAUUAUAUUGUAAUAGAAGAGGAAGAAGGAUGAUUCGCGUACAGUGGGUGAAAAGCAUCCUACAAAGUGGUAGAAUACUCGUAGACCGCAUGACACCGACGUUUUUAUAGAUUAAUCUAUACACACAAGAGAUAUAAUGAGAUAAAAUAAAAUAAAAUAAAUUAAGAUCGGUCUAGGACUAAUCUGCCAGCGAGGUUCGGGCCUAAGGCGUACGCGUAACUAAUUAUACAAAUGAAGAAUUAAAAAAUGAAAAAAAAAAGGAAAAGAACGAGGGAUGACGAGGAGAUUGAAAAAAGGGAAUUGGAAUUAUUGUUACUAGAAUAUGAACGAGGGUGGGGAAAGAUUAGUGGCGAUAUUGAUUAGGAAGAAACGAGAGAUAGAGAGAAGGAUGUUGUGUACUCUUUGCUAUCACUGCUAAAACGAUAGACAACUAUGUAAUCACUGUCUGCUAUAAUGUUCACGAGAGAUGCUACUACCGUGUUAAAAAGAAAAAUGAGAAAAAAAGAAAUAAAUAGUGCAGAGUAAUAGUGGCUGCAAAAAGAGGGUGUAGCAUUGACGAUGGAUAUGAAGAGAGAA
Messenger RNA from Osmia bicornis bicornis, 5926 nucleotides. RefSeq names its product potassium/sodium hyperpolarization-activated cyclic nucleotide-gated channel 2 (gene Ih). Bases 421 to 2442 code for a protein of 673 amino acids. Gene Ontology annotation, biological process: transmembrane transport; potassium ion transport. The record is from RefSeq and is a predicted model, not a curated record. NCBI's taxonomy places the organism in Eukaryota, Metazoa, Arthropoda, Insecta, Hymenoptera, Megachilidae. The transcript is spliced from 13 exons. Gene Ontology annotation, cellular component: membrane. Gene Ontology annotation, molecular function: voltage-gated potassium channel activity.